This is a messenger RNA of Penicillium egyptiacum, 1155 nucleotides long. Lineage: Eukaryota; Fungi; Ascomycota; Eurotiomycetes; Eurotiales; Aspergillaceae. The record is from the annotation of a GenBank genome assembly.
AUGAUGUUUCCUUCGUUUGGCUUUCAAACCGCCGUUGGAUCAGUCCAGGACUAUAUCAAUACUCAUCAGCUCGCUGAUUAUAGCGUCAGUGAUGUCGGAUGGAUCACAGCUGUGCUUGUGUUCUUGACUUUAUUCCUGGGAGUUCAAGUCGGGCCGCUCUUCGAUACGUAUGGACCAAAGGUCCUCCUGAUAGUCGGUAGCCUUGCGAAUUUUGCUUGUUAUAUGCUCUUGGCAGAAUGCACAGAGUAUUGGCACUUCAUGCUUUGUCUUGGGAUUCUGGGGGGUGUCUCAUCUGCCGUUAUUACUACCGUUUCAAUUUCGGUUCUGAGUCACUGGUUUUAUCGGCGCCGUGCCUUGGCAUCUGGAAUUUGCAUGGCAGGAUCAUCGACCGGUGGAGCGAUCAUUCCCUUGCUUCUCCGAACACUCUUUCAAAAGUAUGAUUGGCUCUGGAAAAUGCGCAUAAUUGCUUUUAUGGCUCUAGGGUGCUACACCCUAGGUGUGUUCUUGGUAAAGGGAAGACUUCCAUCUAGUAGCAAAAUCAGGGUAACCAUUGACAUCCGAGCAUUGGCUUCACCCCGGCUUUGCUUUCUUGCGGUUGCUGUUUUCUCAUUCGAAUUUAUUAUAUUUGGUUGUGCGGCCCUGCUCCCCACAUAUGUGCGCUAUGCUGGCUUCUCAGAAGAUCUUCAGUUCUACUCGCUGACGCUGUCGAAUGGAAUGAGUCUGUUCGGCAGAGUCCUACCCGGGUUUGCUGCCGAUCAGGUUGGGAGAUUCAACAUCUUGUUGUCCAUGGUCUGUCUCACCUUAAUAAUUAUGGCAGGACUUUCGCUCCCAUAUGGAUCCCAUAACGAGGCCACGCUCUAUGCCGUAGUUGCGAUAUUCGGCUUUGGCUCUGGUGGAUGGUUAUCGUUGGCCCCUGUUUGUGCAGGACAACUUUGCAAAACUGAAGAGUAUGGUCGAUUCUAUGGAACAAUUUACAGUGUCGCCGCGUUUGGAGUCCUCCUCACGGUGCCCGUCGGGGGCAAAUUGCUUCAAUCAACGACUCCCCAGGUUCUCAUUGGAUUCUACUCCGCUAUUUUGUUUGUUGGGUUGAUCGGUGUAGCACUAUCGCGUUGGGCGGUGUUGGAUUGGCGCUGGAAAUGGAAGGUCAAGAUUUAA